GAAAAAUAUAUUUUCCCGCCAAAACCGCAAAAAUAACUUUUCCCGCCAAAAUCGUGAAAAAAAACUUUUCCCGUCAAAAACACUUUUUGCGCCAAAACUUCAAAACACACUUUUUCCGUCCAAACCGCAAAAACGUAUUUUUCUGCCAAACCUAUAAAACAUAUUUUUCUGCCAAAACCAUAAAAAUGCACUUUUUCGCGAAAACACACAUAUUUCCUCAAAAACCGCAAAAAUAUUUUCGGCCAAAACCGUAAAAAUGCUAUUUUUCCGUUGAAACGUAAAAAGUUAUAUUUUAGUCAUUUUAUUAACAAGUCCACCUGGAUGCAGAUGGAAGUUAAAAAAAUGAAAAGCAAACGAACAUAGUUGCAUUCAGAUGAUUCAUCUGGAUGCAUGAACGAAAUGAUGAAACGAACAACACCCAGAUGGAGCAUCUGGAUGAUACAUCUAGAUGGACCAUCUGGAUGCAUUUUCCAGAUGUACAAACGAACAGGGCCUAGCUGUUCUACGUAUUGUAACAUCUAUAAAACAUCAUCAUCAUUCCCAUCAUCCAUACUCAAGCCAACGAAACCCCAAAACAAGAAAGAAUUCAAUUUUAUAAAAAUGUCUGCCCUUAAGCUAAGAAACGCGAACUUUCCGGCACCGGAGAUCGAUGACCUUUCCAAGCAGCUGUCGUCGGACAGACAACCCCUGGUACUCAAAAGACAGAGGUCAGUGUCUCAACGAGCCAUGUCAAACACGCUGACAUCAGCAGCAAAUCUCUCAAACCUCCUCCCAACGGGAACACUCCUCGCGUUUCAACUCCUAACUCCCGUUUUUACUUCAAACGGCGUUUGCGACCAUGCAACGCGUUUUCUUACCGCUGGUCUCCUCUUCCUCUUAGCCGCAUCUUGCUUCAUCAGCUCCUUCACCGAUAGCGUUAAAGCCGACAACGGAACAGUCUACUACGGUUUUGUCACGUUCAAUGGUAUGUGGGUCGUUGAUUAUGCUGACCCGUCCGGGUUGGGUUUACCCGAUUUGUCCAAAUACCGGAUGCGGUUUGUUGAUUGGAUCCAUGCUACGUUGUCGGUUUUGGUGUUUGGAGCGGUUGCGCUGAGAGAUAAGUAUGUAACGGAUUGCUUUUAUCCGUCGCCUGAGGAAGAGACUAAACAUGUUUUGGACAUUGUUCCGGUGGGGAUUGGGGUUAUAUGUAGCUUAUUGUUUACGGUGUUUCCGACGAGACGUCUCGGAAUUGGGUAUCUUGUUACUGGGAAUGGUGAUCGCAGGUAAACAUUAUAACGUUUUAAACACAUAAAGGCCGGUAGCAUUUUCUUGGUGGGUGGACUUUCUUUAUUUGUUUAAUUUGUUGAAUGUUUGUAAAUUUGUAUUCAUACGUUAUUCUUUGUUUGUUUCAUCUAGCUGUUGAACAAUUAUAUAAAGCAAGCGGGUCAUAUAUCUAAUAUCUUAUAAAUUUUGGAAGUUAUAUAUUAUAAGUAUGUCAGCUACGUCAUAUAAUCAAGUAUUUUUAUUAUAUUUAAGAUGUAUUUAAUACACUAUACUUAAAUAUUUGAUCAGAAACACGGGAAUGCAAGUACGUUUUGCAUGUUACUUCUAUAUCGUUGACUUUACUCUUUUGAGUAUAUAAGAUUAUCAAAAGUUUGUAGUUAGAUUGUUAUUUAUAUCAUGGUCUUUUAUUAUUUUAUGCACAACAAAAUGAUUAGGCCUUCAUUCGCUAAGAUCUGAAUUUGUUGAAAUUUUGUUUCUCACAUAUCUCAAAAGAGUCAUUCUUGGGUUCACUCCCUAGGGUGAACCUAUAGGUUCACCAACCAAUAAAAUUUCAUUAUUUCAAAUUCGAUAUCUUUUAAAAAAAGAAACAAAAUAUUCUCAAAUUAUAUUAUGUUUUUAAAAUAAAAAAAAGAUAAUAGUUACAGAAAAAAGAAUUAAAAAAUAUAUAUUUUAAUGUUCUCAACAAAACACUA
Messenger RNA from Brassica rapa (field mustard), 1955 nucleotides. RefSeq names its product protein DMP5. The record is from RefSeq and is a predicted model, not a curated record. Gene Ontology annotation, biological process: endomembrane system organization. NCBI's taxonomy places the organism in Eukaryota, Viridiplantae, Streptophyta, Magnoliopsida, Brassicales, Brassicaceae.